UGUGUCCUUUAUUCUAAUUUUCUCAUAGAUUCGCAGGUAGCACACGGCAUACAUUUCAAGAAAUUCGGAACAAGUGCAACCACGGAAUAAAAUUAAGAAUACCUUUCUUCGAAUAAUCAUAUAAACUAAAAUUUAAUUAUCAGAGUAUUAGAUUUUCCCAAUUUUCAAAUCAUAUCAAAGCGAGCCCGUGUUAUAAGGGGGAUAUCUAAAACUAGAAUAUAGAUUUUCGUUUGUUUAUAUUCCGACGCUUUAUCGCAAAGUUUAUUAUUCUACUCUAGCGUGCAGAAGACUGCACGUGGCGUGGAGGUUUCUUUUUCCUUCGCAGGCUGCCUGCGAGUGUAAGAAACACACAAAUGUUUCGAUCGUGUUUAAAUCAUGACGCAUAAGUGUUACAAAAGGUACAGGCAAAUAAUAAAUAAUAGUUUUAAGGUAACGAAAAAUACCAACGUGAUUCUAUUGCGUUACGAAUCCCUACUUCGCGGCUCGAGAUCGGGCCCAUCACUAGCGAAGCCGAAAACCGGUGCGCAAGCACGCGCAUGCUGGACGGUCCCCUACCACUCCCCCCAGGUCCCCUUGCGCAGGUCCACAGUCCCCACCAUUUCCCACUCCUCGCGACACGUUCACUCGAACAAGCCUCUGUACUCUUCCCCGCAGCCACCAAGCCCGUUUCUCAUCCGAUUUGCGUCGACCUGCUGCCUGCCGCGGCCAAGCCACGCUUGGAGCUAUGCGCCGAUCUUCGGGGAAAGAGAAUUUCUCGACUUUCCGACGCGUGUAACCUUGCACUUUUAUCAAUUUUUGUCGUGCGUUUCGUCUCGGUUUGAAGUGCGUGGAUCGUGGACGAAGUGACCGAGCGUACAGUGCCAAAGUUUCUCAUCGUGGAUCUCAAAAGUUCGUGGAUGGUGUUAAAACGUCGUCGCCCGUGCCGUUUGGAAUUUCGAUACCGUGGACCGUGGAUUUUCUAUUCCAAACGCUGUAGGAUUUAUUUGCUCUCCUAUUCACGAUCACCAUUAUAUGCUAGGAGAGAAUGACUACUGGUAAAACACUGCUCAACAAACGCGUGAACAAGCUAGGUAAACGCAAUAGCUUCUUUAAACAACAUUGAAGCUUGAAAAAUUAUAAAAGGACGCAAGUAUAAGUUCAUACGAUUGUAACAUGCAAAUAACGAGAAAUUAACAGGCCGUUUAUUGUAAAGUUACGUAAAAUCCUUGCUCAACGAUUGUGCAAUUUUUUUUUUUUAACGAAAAUUAAUAAUACGUAAUAAGAAUGGAAAACUGUUACGCGGCGGAAUUAAAUAGAACAUUUCGAACGUACAGAAACGAUCGUUAAGAAUAGAAAAGAACUUUCGCGGCGUGUAAAAGGCGAAUGAGAGAAAGAGACUGAAAUUAGUAUCGAUCGCGAUCGAACGAAAUAUUCAAGAUCAACAUAGAAAAACGCCGAGCGUAAAACAUGGAAUUAGAACGACGAGGAAAGUGAAGGUCUGAUCACUCGAAAGGAAAAUGGAAUUCCAUAACUGUGCGUUGCUUUGAAUUCUCCACGGUGUUGCGCGCAUCGCGUUAAAUUGCAACGCGAUUGGGAAAACUCUCUCAUUGGAAAACGAGGUCAUGCAAUUUUACAGAAUAGAUUAUCCCGGAACGGCGCGUGGAUAGAAGUAUAACAGAAUAAAAGAAAGAGAGAGAGAAAGAAAAAAACGUUGGAUGCGUCCGGAAUGCACGUGGGUUUGAUCGCUCCUACGUCGUUGUUUGCGACGCCUAUGCGCCGGAAAACACUGCCAACGUUCAUCCGUUUCGUUUUUCUAGCAGCCAUAGUAAUACAUCAAUUGUAUACACUGUAAAAUAUUUUCAAAAUGAUCAGUUAAAAGUAGACGUAACAGCGUAUUUAAGCAGGAAAAGUUCCAAAACAAUUUUAAGGAAGGUAUCGAAAUAAAAUAGAAUUCAUUCGACGAGAAAAUGUUGAAGAAAGAAGAUGAGAAUUUCUAUUGCGGGACAACUCAUGGAGAUUUUACAGAAAAGAAUUUUUUCUAAGAAAGGAAAAAGAAGAAAAGUAUCAGACACGUGAAGAGUAUCCGUAAGUUUAAAAAAAUUAUUGGACUGAAAAAGGAGAAUUUCAAAAAAGAAUGUUUUGAACAAGAAGAUCAUCGAGAGAACGAUUUUGGAAAAUUUUUAAACGAUUCUGAUUUUCGUACGCGUGCAAUAUUAAAUACUGAAUAACGCAAAUUAAAUGAAAGAAAAUUCUUGGAAAUUUUGCAAUAUUAACAACGUUCGUCUUAAUGAAACAAGAGGAAAAGGCGUGGAAAUAACAAAAAUGUCGCUGCAAACACGUUGAAAGGGGGAAAACGUCGAAUUUUCAAGACGAGGUUUUCCAACACGCGAGAAUGGAUAGAAACGACAACAAUGUGGGUGUCGGAAAUUCGGGAAAUCCACCGAAUUCAUCUUCAACGACACACAGCAGUAAUCUUCACAACACUUCCGGUGGAACCGAUGCACAGAACGGAGACAGGGGAUGGGAGGUCCAUCAUGUCACGGUUACCAGGGUUCCCGGUUACGGAUUCGGGAUCGCUGUUUCCGGUGGCAGAGAUAAUCCCCAUUUCACGAACGGUGAUCCCGCUAUUGCCAUUUCCGAUGUCUUGAAGGCUGGACCUGCCGAAGGAAAAUUACAAGUGAACGAUCGGAUAAUAUCAGCGAAUGGAAUAUCGUUAGAGGGUGCCGAUUAUGGGGCUGCAAUUCGCGUCCUCAGAGACUCUGGAUCAACGGUUCUGUUGGUUGUCAAACGCAGAGCCGCGUCAAAUUCAUCCGGUAUUCUAGGAAACCCUACUUUCCAGAGCCAUCGACUCACUCUCACGAGAAACAAUAAAAAAGAUGAUUUCGGAAUUGUCCUCGGUUUCCGCCUCUACGUGAAAGAAGUAACUCGUGAGAACACGGGCGUGAAACCAGGGGAUGUUUUAACACGAAUUGGCAGCGUGGCUACGGACAAUAUGAGUCUAAAGGAAGCCAAGAAAUUGAUGGACCAAUGCAAGGAUAGAUUGUCUAUCGUGGUGACUCGAGACAAUUCGUGUUGCCACGUUCAACAGCAAGUGAAGAGCGAAACUGGGGAGUACCUCUCCGGAACAACGAGUUACAGUAGCCAGAACUUGUACGUUCCACCUCCGACGAGACAGCCGAUAGAGGACAAAAGUAAUCUUGUUCCCAGAGGCCGUACUAGAGGUCCUUUGAUGGACGUUUCUCUUAGUCAGUUGGAUCUCCCUGCAACGCCUACGGUUGAUCCUCCCAGGCCACCGCCUCCUAGACCAGAAGAUUAUUAUAGCACAAGAAGGCAACUGUAUGACGAGGAUUUAUCUCGGAAUAAACUUCCAAUGCCAGAUCCUCGAUUUAUAACUUUCCAAAAAGAGGGGUCAGUAGGUGUUCGCUUAAGCGGUGGAAACGAAACUGGUGUGUUUGUAACUGCUGUUCAAGCAGGGAGUCCAGCAUCUCUUCAGGGCUUGCAACCUGGAGAUAAAAUACUCAAGAUAAAUGAUAUGGAUAUGAAGGGAGUAACAAGAGAAGAAGCCGUUCUCUUCUUGCUUAGUUUACAAGAACAGAUCGAUUUGAUUGUUCAACAUCGUCGUCAAGAAUACGACCAAGUGGUAGCUUCCGGAAAGGGUGAUUCUUUUCACAUAAAGACUCACUUCCACUACGAACAACCACAAAAGAGUGAAAUGAGCUUCCGUAGCGGGGACGUAUUUCACGUGGUGGACACACUACACAAUGGUGUUGUUGGUUCUUGGCAAGUUUUCCGUAUUGGUAGGAACAAUCAAGAAGUACAGAAGGGAAUUAUUCCGAAUAAAGCUCGAGCCGAGGAACUAGCUACUGCUCAAUUCAACGCGACGAAGAAGGAACAGAGUGCUAAUGAAAGCAGAGGUAGCUUUUUUAGGAGAAGAAGAAGCAGCCAUAGACGUUCGAAAUCUCUUGGAAGAGAUCACUGGGACGACGUAGUAUUUUCUGAUAGUGUUAGCAAAUUUCCUGCUUACGAAAGAGUUAUUUUAAGGCAUCCAGGUUUCGUUAGACCAGUUGUACUUUUUGGACCAGUUGCGGACCUAGCCAGGGAGAAGCUUUUAAAGGAUUUCCCCGAUAAGUUCACAUCUCCGCAAAUGGAAAACCAACUAGACGAUAGCGUUGGAAAGAAUACAAAAUCGUCAGGUAUUAUCCGACUGAGUGCCAUUAGAGAAGUAAUGGAUCGGGGAAAGCACGCAUUACUGGAUAUCACUCCAAACGCUGUAGACCGAUUGAACUAUGCCCAGUUUUACCCUAUAGUUAUUUUUCUGAAAGCCGAAACGAAGCAAAUUAUCAAGGAAAUGCGAGCUGGAAUUCCCAAAUCGGCGCAUAAGAGCAGUAAAAAACUUUUGGAACAGUGUCAGAAACUAGAUAAAAUUUGGGGCCAUAUUUUUAGCGCGGUGAUUACGUUGACGACACCGGAAGCCUGGUACCGAAAAUUAAGAGAACUGAUCGAUCGACAGCAACAGGGAUUACUGUGGAUGAGCCAAACCAAGCCGGAAGAAGCACUCUCGGAUGACUUCCUAUUCCCGAUGACUUCUCGCCUCUCCUAUGCCUCCUCCCCGGAGAGUGACUUGGAACUCAGCCCGGCGCCAGCUUUACCAGGUGCUCUGGGUGCACCGUCUAGAUUGAAAAGUAGCUCCGAUCCAAGUAUCGCAACGCAAGACGACAUUGCUGCACCACCACCAUAUUCGACCACUUAUCAGCAAUCCUUCGAGCAACCAAAAAGGAGAUCGCAAGGAGGAAUGGGAGAUGGAAAGUACGGAUUCUCGUUGUCGGGACAAGUUAGUAAUCAGUCUGGCUCUCCAGAGUAUCUCGGUGGCUCGUUCGAGCCGAGAUCGUCUCAUCAUAGUCCUCCCGAUUUACCGCCGCGAGUGGAUCGUAAUGCAAAACCAAACAACCAGUCAGAACGGAACACGAUCGGAAGAUCUGCUCAAGAACGAUUACUAAACAAAACGGAUUCAGUAUUGGAUGUUGCUAAUUAUAUAAAUGCCACGCCUCAUAAAGCCAAUGCCACAUCGUCCCUUGAAAGAGCUCAACUAAAAGCGGGGAGCUACGACAGUAUGUCCUCUUACGAUUCCUAUAAUAAUACAAAUGGAAAUACUAAUUAUGGAGGACCAGGACUAAGUACGUCGACCGGUCGAUUGGGCCCUAAUGUUCCCGAUGACUUAAAAAGCAGCAGUGGACCAACACGAUCACACGAUCCAUAUAGAUUUACCAGAUCAACAGCACAACCGAUACCGAGUCACGAUCCACAAACACGAACCGAUUACGCCAAAUAUAGCCGCACAACUGAUUACAAGUCGAUAACACUUCCUCAAAACAAACCUGGAGGAUCGUAUAAACCAAUACCACCUCCAAAACCAAAAAACUACAGACCACCGCAAACGAAUUUGACGCAACAAGAAAAUAAUGGAAACGAUGGAAGCAAUACCCAUCAACAUUCAAAGAGUUACUCCAUUGCUACUUCUCAUGUAGAAGGUAAUAACAACGUACAGCGUAAUAGUGGCCAGUACUACUACAAUAUUCCACCUCCAAAUCGUCACGAUUCGAAUCUUGGGAAUUCUCAUCAUAACUUGAGCCACCUUUCUACGCCUGCACACAAUCACAGUUUGAGUCACACGCAUGCGCAUUGUAGCCCACCAAUAUCAGCGGCACAUAGUCACAGCAAUAGUGCCAGUCAGUUGAGCCUCGGUCUCUCGCACAACAGGAAUAACGUAAGUCAUAAUGGAUAUGUUGUAAACAAUGGUCAUAACGCUUCUGCACAAAGUUUCCCAACGAGUCCAGGGCACAACAGAGAACCGAGUGGACUGGACCUCGCUGGAAGUAGAGAACAAAGAGGAAGUGCCUUCGAACUUUAUCGCAAACCUGUGCACCACUAUAACGCGAGUUAACGGGCACAAAGAUUUGUAGUUUAUUGCCGGGGGAAAAGAUAAACGGAGAAAUGAAUUGUAUUAACUCGAGACGAACAUUUCGAAGGUAUAGAGAUUCGAGUGCCUUAAUAAAAUUUAAAAACGAUAAAUAAUAGAAAUUCUGAAAAGGAAAUUUUGUUUAAGCAGGGUUCAAUAAAGCAAUAGAAAAUUGAAUCCUUUCAGUACUUUUUUCACUGACUUUGUA
Molecule: messenger RNA, 6143 nt
Organism: Colletes gigas
Lineage: Eukaryota; Metazoa; Arthropoda; Insecta; Hymenoptera; Colletidae
Gene: pyd
Product: tight junction protein ZO-2-like
Exons: 18
Coding region: 2372-5920 (1182 amino acids)
Biological process (GO): cell-cell junction organization; protein localization to cell-cell junction; cell-cell adhesion
Cellular component (GO): plasma membrane; bicellular tight junction
Molecular function (GO): cell adhesion molecule binding
Source: RefSeq, a predicted model, not a curated record